AGGAUUUCUUGCAUAACAAUUAUUCUUUUAUUACAUCACUGUGUAUAUUUAUAUAAAUAGAGACGAAGACAUUUGUACGAAUAGUCUAAAGUUUGCUCUGAAAUCCCUCCGAAAUUAGAGAAGAAAAAUAAUUCCAGCGUUUAUUGCAAAUUUGCAAUUUGCGUGUCCAAAAUUUCUACUUCUUCUUCCCCGAAGAACAAGGAGAAUCUUCCCUUCUUUCAUUUUCACAUUCAAUUUGGCGCCUAAAAUUUCCCUCCUAUUCACACAGUGAAAAACCACCAGCCCGCCCAUUUCGCCCGCCCCAACAUUUCCCAAACCCGAUUUUUAUUUAUAUUCAUUGACUCGAACAAAUUAUCAAACACAUGACCUACAAGUGCUUCACCCGACUCCUCAGUUCCCUUAGGAAAACCCGCAACCUAAUCGGCGUCGCCACCAUCAGCACCGCCUCUUCAUCCACCGGCGUUGCCUCCCCUUCCCCUUUCAGCCUACAAUCAUCCAUGGAUGAUAUCUCGCAGACCCUCAAAACCCGCCUCUGUAUAAUCGGUAGCGGCCCGGCUGCUCAUACGGCGGCCAUCUACGCCGCCCGAGCAGAGCUCAAGCCCAUUCUAUUUGAAGGAUGGAUGGCCAACGAUAUUGCUCCGGGUGGACAGCUGACGACGACAUCCGAGGUUGAAAACUUCCCGGGUUUUCCCGAAGGGAUCGGAGGACUGGAGCUCACGGAUAAAUUCCGUCAGCAAUCGGUGCGCUUUGGGACGGAAAUUUUCACCGAGACCGUCAGUAGAGUCGAUUUAUCCAAGAGGCCGUUUGAAAUCUUCGCUGAUACCAAGACCGUCCUGGCUGACUCCGUCAUCGUCGCCACCGGCGCCGUCGCCAAACGCCUCAAUUUCCCUGGUUCUGAGACGUUCUGGAAUCGUGGUAUUUCAGCCUGUGCCGUGUGUGAUGGUGCUGCCCCAAUAUUCAGAAACAAACCCCUCGCAGUCAUCGGCGGCGGGGACUCAGCGAUGGAGGAGGCGAACUUUCUAACAAAAUAUGGUUCUGAAGUUUACAUUAUCCACCGGAGGGAUGAAUUUAGGGCUUCUAAAAUUAUGCAGAACAGGGCUUUGACGAAUCCCAAAAUUAAGGUUUUGUGGAAUUCUGCAGUGGAGGAAGCUUAUGGUACUAAGGUUUUGGAGGGCUUGAAAGUGAAGAAUCUGGUGAGCGGUGAGGUUUUGGAUUUGAAGGCCAAUGGGUUGUUUUUUGCUAUUGGGCAUGAGCCUGCUACCAAGUUCUUAGGUGGGCAGUUGGAGUUGGACUCUGAUGGUUAUGUGGUGACUAAGCCCGGAACUACUCAUACUAGUGUCAAGGGAGUCUUUGCAGCUGGUGAUGUUCAAGAUAAAAAGUACAGGCAGGCCAUUACAGCUGCUGGAUCUGGAUGCAUGGCUGCUCUCGACGCAGAACAUUACUUGCAGGAGAUUGGUGCUCAGGAGGGUAAGAGCGACUGAUUACCUGACCUUCUACACGACUUGAGCUGAUACCAAAAUUGUGUAUCAAAACAUUAGCUCCGUGUUCAAGAUUUAAAGCAAUUGGUUCUGAUUAUGAUCUAAUAGUUGGGGUUAUCUGUGGAGUUAAUGAAAGUUAUUCUUAUUGAUCAUUUGUUCAUAAUUAUUUCAAAGAGAUUGGAUAAGAAUGGGAUAGCCUAUAGCUUGCUAAGUUGUAUUAUGGCAUUUCUUGCAGAAUUAUCCUGUUUCCUAACAUUCUUAAUUUUUUAAAAUUGUUUGAGAGAUCAAAAUUUUGAUAGUGUCGCUUUGUUUAUGACUGAGCUAAUGGAUAUAAGACCCUCUAUGUCCGGCCGAUUUGUGAUUGUUAUCAAUCCUAAUCUCCUAGCUCUUGUUUACUUAGUCCUCAAUUGGCAACUGCGGCAGCUGCUAACGAUGGUAAAAUGGUGACUUUUUGACUUGGCUAAUUUUAGUUGUGUUAUUCCCAUUCCGUUGCUAAUGUUUGCCUUCUUGGAAGGCCAUAGGCGCUUCUUUGAUUUAUGAUGAUAUCUGCUUUGUAGUUGUGUAUGUCCGGUACUGUUUAUUUGUUUGGUGAUGUAGUCAAUUCUGAUGAUUGUGGUGUGUUUUGCCUUGCUUUCGUUGGUUCUGGUCUAGCAGUGCACAAGUGUGGAAACAAGGAUAAUCAUAGUACAUAAAAUCUGGAUCCUAAGUUUAUUUGACUAAUCGAAUCGGA
This is a messenger RNA of Oldenlandia corymbosa var. corymbosa, 2208 nucleotides long. The record is from the annotation of a GenBank genome assembly. NCBI's taxonomy places the organism in Eukaryota, Viridiplantae, Streptophyta, Magnoliopsida, Gentianales, Rubiaceae.